AUGCUCAGAGUUAAAGCCUUCUGCUUGGCACAGUCUGUUCAGCUGGCUGCUGCCUGGGUGAAAGUCUCCAGCAAGCACUGGUCUCAGUGGGCAAAGACAAACAUUACCUGUGUGCAAAGCUACAGAACUGAGCAAAACAGCACUGGGGGAGCAGCUUACCAGGCCAAGGUUAGUACCAGGAGGAAGCAAAUUGCCUUGUAGAAAUAUUCCUGUUAAUGAUUGAAGUGAUUAUUGUGAUUAUUUAUGCUAAUCACAUAAUAUACAGUAGUACCUCGGGUUACAUACGCUUCAGGUUACAUACGCUUCAGGUUAUACACUCCAUUAAGCCAGAAAUAGUGCUUCAGGAUUAGAACAGAAAUCGGGCUCCAGCAGCGCAGCGGCAGCAGGAGGCCCCAUUAGCUAAAGUGGUGCUUCAGGUUAAGAACAGUUUCAGGUUAAGUACGGACCUCCGGAACGAAUUAAGUACUUAACCCGAGGUAUCAUUGUAUAUAUAAACCCAUGUGCCUAUAUUGCAUGUUAAGGCUUUGAGUGAGGGAAUUACUAUUCUUAUCUCUAGCUUGCUGAAAAACAGAGUUUAUUCCUUAGCAGGAAUCAGCUGAGGGUACUUGUACUAGGCGGCCAUUAGUAGCCCCUGGACCAAAUUAUAGCCACCUAUAUUUAAUUGCAUCCUGGGAAUGGAAUGGGGUUGCUGCCAAUCAAAGUGGCCCUUUGGCAAAACUCAUUGCUGACAAAAUCUGUGGUGAAAUAUGGGGACAGAGAGAUGUAAACUAUUCCAGUGCUGCAAGACAGCUGUUCCACCACCUCUCAUGUGGGCUCGAUUGCCAUUCUAAGAGAAUGAGGGAAGUCUUCAUGGUGAGUUAUGGCACCUCUUUUUCUAGAAAAAUAGCACUGCCCACAGCCUUCCAUUUGAACACAUUGCUUCACACACCACAACUGAUAAUUAUAUGGAAGGGUCCAUAGUGUUACAUUAUGCCUUUUCACUUAAAUGAAUUCCUAAUACUGUCUAAUACUGUAUUAGACAGAAGUCCAGUAAGCAUAUCAUAGAAGGCAGUAACUAAUGGAAUCCCUCUUAUGUGGGUUGGAGCGUACAGAUAAGGCAGAAUUUGGGUGUGAUGUGUAUGUUUUAGUGGGGUGAGAGUUGUAUAUUGUGACCCAAGAUAUGCCUUGCCGAGAGGGAGGCUGAAGAUGGAAGGGUUCCUUGACUCUUUAAGAAGUUUUUAAAAUGUGCUGCUAUGUUUUGAGGUCUUUAGGAUUUUAUUGUUUUAUGUUAGAUUAUAUUACAUUGUUUCGUAGUUUUUCAUAUUCAUUGUUUCUUGUAUAUACAUAUUGUACUUGUUAUUUUCAAGACCACAAGGUUACUGCCUUAAUAUUUAAGCAAUAUUUAAAUACUGUAUAGGAAACAAUAAUUUGCUAGGUUUUUUUCCUGAUAAAUCAUCAAAAGUAGUGUAUGCUGUCCUCUUACGAUGAUCAAAAUUAGUUGAUGUUGGUGUUUCUAUUAAAAGAUAAGCAGCUAAAUCUUGUGAAGUUUUUUGUCCUAUAACUGGCUGCAGCUCAUUUCUUUGUACAGAAGCUGACAGUCAGAAUCAAAACUGAUAAAAGGCUAAUUUGAUCGGCAUGAAGCAUUCUCAGACAUUUUUAGAGAGGAUCCCAUUCCGCUCCAGCAACUAAGCAUUUUUCUGCAUCUUACAUGAUGAAUACAGCUUUAUCAUUACAUUGUAGUGUCUUAUUGCCACAACUGGGCAAGAAAAUACGCAUGUAGAAAGUCAUCAUCUGUUGCAAUUAAAUCCUGUUGUAAAUUAAAUCCUCCUGGGUAUAUUCUUUUUUUUAUGUAUAAAAUCUUUAUAAAUGUCUAAACACCACAAAAUGCCAUAGUAGUGUACAACAAUAUUAAAACAAAGGAAAUAGAAACAAAUAAAGCAGAUCUCUAAAGAGAAAUCUGAUACUGCCUGUGAGUCAGCUUGUCCUCCUGGGAACGCUUUUAGAAAUAGAUGUUUUAAGCACCCAACCAAACGUAAUUAUUGUCAGAGACUAUCUAACUGUUAAUACAGAAUAAUGCAGAAUUCUGAGACUCCAGUUUACAUCCUUGGAUAUUUUCCAGUGGCUUUAUGAAAGCCUAGUUUUCUGUUUUCUGUUUAACAUUUCUCAUCAUCCCCUUUUUUUCAGGGUAUGGGAGAAAAAGAACUGCCUGGUGUUUUGAUCUGUGAAAUAGGAGGCGCAUUUGGUGUACUGGAGAGCCAUGUGGAGUUCCUUAAGAAACACUUCAAUCUCAUCACCCUGAGAGAGUUUCACAGAAACAAGGACGAACUUUGUGAAAAGAUCAAGUCCAUUUUUGUAUUUGAGUGCAGACCUCUCAUUGACCGGGAACUUCUUGAAAGCUUGCCCAGCCUAAAGGUGGUAGCAAACUCAGGGGUAGGAGUGAAUCAUUUGGACUUGAAACUGAUUUCGAGCUUUGGAGUAAAAGUCACCAACACCCCACAUGCUGUUUCUGACUCCACAGCAGACAUAGGCAUGGCCUUAAUGCUGGCAUCUGCAAGAAGACUAGUGGAAGGUAAAGUCAUUUUCUUUUGCAGUUUGUGUAAGUUGCUGUGGACACAUUUCAGAUUUUGUGGGACAUAACUUGCACUAAUAUGUUAAUAUUUUGAGUUUACCACUCCCAGUAUCAAUCAGUCCUUAGAUCAGCUGAUCAAUAGUGAUAUGAUAAUGCCCAUGAUAUAGUGAUAAAUAAUAAUACAGGUAUUUGUUCCCUUUUCCAGCUAUUCAUGUACCAGGUAGAAAUUACCUUUUAAACUGAAAAUUAUGAAGUACUGUACUCCAAAUUUUGGCUUGCUUCUAAUUUGUAACUGAAAUUGAGUCAGAGCCAAUAUCCAUUUAGCUCCACAUUUUAAACCUUGAUGGGUUGAAGCUCUUCAAACUCUUGAGCAGAUGUUUCUCUAAUCCUUCCAUACGAGAUCCCUUAACUAGAUUUAACAGUGAUGGAUUCUGCUACCUUCUUCCUUAAAUUUAUUCCCACCUAUAUUUUUAUGUGCUGCUUAUUAUACAAAUUCUAAGUAGAAAUAUGCCUUACAGGGAUUCCCAUUUAGAGCUGUCUUCUGAUUUUCAAUAACUAUUGUAAAUGGUGCAGGCGCGUUUUCUAAUUUCUGAAAUAAAGCUGUUGUAAGUACUAACACUCUUGUUUCUCAUUCGCUGCUGCGUGGCGUCUGCUUUUGUUUUUUUAGGUUGUCAUAUUGCAACAUCUCCAGAUACCACACAUUUUGCGGUUGACUGGCUGGGAGUAGAAGUUACCCGGGCCACUCUUGGUAUCAUUGGGAUGGGCAGCAUUGGGUAUAAAGUAGCCAAGAGAGCAAAAGCUUUUGACAUGAACAUCCUUUAUCACAACAGGAACCGUAGGUAUAUCUUUGAUGAAGGUGUUGUACAGUGCAGCCCAUGCAAAAUUAACAUGGGAGUAAGUCUCAUGGAUCUCAGUGGGGCUUACUCCUGAGUAGACAUGUACAGGACCUCAGCCUUAGUUAUUUAACUUGCAAUGUAUUGGUAAUCUAGAUUUCUAUGUCUGUUGGAAGCAGUUGCUCGAAACUACCAGUCUCUGCACCAUGUUACAGUGUCAGUCUGUGUGUAGUCAUGGAGGCUAAGGGGCUGAGAGAGACAAAAACAAUUCCUCCAUCACUUGAGACUAUUUUCAUCUCUACCAUUAAAGUGAAAAAGUCAUUAUAUGGUGGGGUUGCCAUAUUUCAAGAGGUAAAAGUCUGGACACAAAAAGUUGUUUGGCUUCCUUAGGGCAAUCACCCAACAGCCCCUCCGCCACUGUUGAGCCUGAGCUGGCCACACCAGAGUCCAGGUUGCCAGAGCCACCCCCACACAAAAGAACCUUCACCAAAAUCCAGGACAUUUGCUUUAAAAUGUAAAAUCACACACACACACCCGGAUGGGCAUGUAGGACCCCAAAAAGAGGACAUGUCUGGGAAUUUCUGGACGUAUGGCAAACCUACGUGUAUGGUGAUUCUUCUUGUUAAUAUUUGAACACUGAAGUGGAAAGCAAGUGAUUUUUAAAGACAUGGUGAUUUUCAGACUUACAAUAUGGUAAAACAACCACACACCCACACCGCCUGUUCAGAAUUAAUAUAUAAAUCAGGGUUUAUUAGAUUUUUGUCUUGAAUCUGUUUUUGCAGCAUGCACAGAGCGACACAUACAAAAUAAGGGUAAUUCUGCUUAUCUCCAGUAUUGGCAAUCAACACCUAAAGCAGGGCAUACAAGGAGGUGCACUAGAAGACUAGAAGAUAUUUUCAAAGGAUAGUAAUCAUUUUUUAAGAAAAUCACUGCUAGCCAGAAACACAUGCAGGCUCCCAUGUUCCUCAAGUUUUAAGAUUCUCAUGAUCAGCCAGCAUCCUUUAGCAAUGCCCUUUGGCUGCCUUGAAAGGCAAGCGUGUAGCACCAUGCAAGGAGCAAAAACUGAUGUUCACAUGGAUGCUGCAUUGAAUAGGGAGGGAUGCAGUGGACUUUAAAUGUUGCCUUUUGACCUAAAAUUUGGCUACCCAUAGGAAAGAAUCCACAAUGAGCUCCCAGCCCCUGUCAAGUAUUUGUUCCUCCCGGGCAGCUCCAGGGACGAGAGUUACUAUUACAGUGGUACCUCAGGUUACAUAAGCUUCAGGUUACAUACGCUUCAGGUUACAGACUCCGCUAACCCAGAAAUAGUGCUUCAGGUUAAGAACUUUGCUUCAGGAUGAGAACAGAAAUGCUCCGGCGGCGUGGCAGCAGCGGGAGGCCCCAUUAGCUGAAGUGGUGCUUCAGGUUAAGAACAGUUUCAGGUUAAGUACGGACCUCCGGAAUGAAUUAAGUACUUAACCUGAGGUACCACUGUAUAAGUGACAAUUGUCAUGUUUAUUUCCUUCCAGGAAAGAGGAAGAAGAACAGGCAGUUGGUGCCACUUAUUGCAGAAACAUAGAAGACUUGCUCCAAGAGUCUGACUUUGUGAUGCUGGUUGUGAAUCUGACACCUGAGACACACAAGCUCAUUGGGAAAAGAGAGCUGCAGCUGAUGAAACCCACGGCUACUCUCAUCAACAUCUGCAGAGGUAGGGGAUGUGUGACUACCUAAAUGUAAACUUCAGCUAUGUACAUUUUUCAAAUACCUAUUUUUGACUAUAUUCCAUCCUUUUCUCUGUAUUCUUUUGUGUGAAAGGUGAUACAUUUCAUCAGCACUAACAAAGGGUGAGGCCAACAACCAGUUUUCAGUGUCAAGAAUCAAUAUGGAUUAUUUUGAAACCAGUAGUAUUGGUGGGGGGGGGGCAAUCAGGAGUAUGGUACACAAGAAAAAGAAGGGGGAAAUUCAGUGGUAAAGAAACAUACAUUGGGUACAUUGGAUUUGGCACAGCUGUGGGUUUCAUUACACCCUAAUCCAGAUGUAGAAGGAAGGAAGAGCAAUAUCACAUGAAGUGGCUUUAUUGGUGAAUUUUAACAGGUUUGCUGCAAAGGAAAUGGAUUAAGGACUGGAUUCAUAAGCCUUUUUACUAUUUUGGGUCAAUCAAAACGUGUUUGGGGAGAUAAUGUGAAGAGUCCCUUAGCUCCUUAAAAUGUGUUCUUUGGCUGCAAUCCUAAGCACACUUACCUAGGCAUUAACUCCACUGGACACAAUGUUGUGCUUUUCAAGUGAACAAUGCAAGAAACCAGCUUUCAGUCUUUAUCAUGAACUACUUUAUGACUUUCUGUCCGUAUCAGGUGCAGUAGUUGAUCAAGAUGCUUUGGUAGAAGCGCUCAAAAAUGGAGUUAUUAAGGCUGCAGCUUUAGAUGUGACUCACCCUGAACCAUUGCCAAGGUAAAAUAUUACCCAAAAAAACCCACCUUUGCUGUUGUUGUUUUAGUCCUGACAUGGAAUAAUUAUUAUUCAUUGGUCCAAAACUUCAACAUUAAGGCAUAGAUGAUCAUGAUUUGCCUCUGUUGCCGCCUCCUUAAUGCUUGAUGUGUUCAGAAACCUGUGUGCAUGGAUAGUCAUAAAUAUGCCUUCUUCUGAAUUCAUUUUGCCAUUUCUUCUGACUGACCAGAGUCUCAGAGUAUUUGGAUUUAAACAAACUGAAGUAACACAAGAAAUCAUGAUGGUAGAGGUAUUAAAUAUAACCCAUUACAAGCUCUGUAGUACAACAGCACAAUAGCAUUUGUGUUCAGGGCUGAGAUAGCAAUCUGUCCCUUGUCCUGAGGUCCCAAAUGCUUUUCCUUUGCCAUCUAACGCUUUGAAACAAAACAACCUUCAGAUUGUAUAGUAGGCGGCAAAAUUUGUUUUGCUGCUUUAAUUCAUUUUAACUCAAACCUGUACUGUGCAUUUGAAAUGCAAAAAUAGAGCAGAAUUGUAAGGGGGAGUUCUUGUUCUAAGCCUAGAACAUAGACUGCAUUGUUCUAAGCUUUCUAUCUAACAGUACUGCCAUACAAACAAGUUUAUAGGUGAUGAGAACUUUGAUUCAGAGCACCAGUCACUCAAAAGCAGAUCUUCAUAGGGCUAGCUCCUAAAAUGAUUUAGUAGAUCAUAUCACACUUAAUGAUUGUGACCUACACAGUGUAUAGAAGACAUCUCAGUGGAAGCUAACUUACCAUUAAGCCCCCCCCCCCCCCCGAAUUUGGAGUCUUUUUCAGUGCAGUCAUAUAGCAAUAUAGUUACUUUGAUCUGCCCGUGCCAGAUGACUUCUGAUUUUUCUGUUAUGGCUUCCUUGCAGGGAUCACCCAUUAUUGCAACUGAAGAAUGUUAUUAUAACUCCUCACAUUGGAACUGCAACUGUGCAAGCCCUGCUUAUGAUGACAGAAGAAGCAGUGGAAAAUAUACAGGCUGUUCUCAAUGACCUCCCCAUUCCUAGUGAAGUGAUCCCCCAAUAG
Podarcis lilfordi (Lilford's wall lizard) is the source of this 6851-nucleotide messenger RNA. The record is from the annotation of a GenBank genome assembly. Lineage: Eukaryota; Metazoa; Chordata; Lepidosauria; Squamata; Lacertidae.